AUGGUGUUUCUAUUCAUCGCCAUUUUUGCGAAUCUGCUGCAAUUUGGACAAGUUGCUAUUUUGUAUAAUAAUCGUAACAAUAAUAAUUUGCAUAUUAAUAAUUAUAAUAAUCCGGGAUAUCUCGAAUAUCAAAAACCUCAAUUUUUGAACAAAAAUGUAUUGAAUCGAUUAGAAGUUUUAUUGGCAGAUCAGGUUAGUUUCAGGGUUAUUAAAAAUCUAUUUGGAAAUAUAAAUAACUGAAAAUUGUCAGCCAAAAUUGAUGACCACUCUCAAGAUUGAUUUACUGACCAAACUUGAAAUAAAACUGGUUUUUCAGUUCUGAUCGGGGAAGAAAUAUGUUGCAAAUAGAGUGGUUUGUUUUCUUGAGAUAUACGUUUAGGUUAUGUUUUAUGUUUGACAGAUUUGAGGAUUGCAUUUUUUUUAGAUUUAGUAAUACUAAAUAAUUCAGAUUCAAUGAUAUUCUAGAAAUUUCUAAACUCUAGAUAGAAUUCACCACAGUAUUUGCCCAUGAUGAUUGAUAGCGUUCCAAGUUCUAUUUUCAAUUUUUGGUCAAAAGUUUAAGGUGAAGGUAGAUAUCUAGCUUUCUUUGAAUUAGGUCCGAUAUUCUAAAAAGAUCAGGCACUGGGAAUCGAACGUGACCACAAAAUUGUCCCAAUUUUGCUUUUGCCCUAGAAUUAAUUAAUGAAUUACCCAGAUUGUUCUUGAUUGCUCGUAUCGAUCAGUACAUCCAGCGAGAAUUGAAUGGUUCCGAAAUGAACAUCCGCUCGAUAAGGAAACUGUCAAAAUGAGUCUUAUUCGAAAAGAUCACACUGGAAUGAAACUAAUAAUUGAAUCUGUUGAUGUUACCACACAAGGACUUUGGUCAUGCCGAGUAAACAAUAAAGUUGCAGAAAUUCGAAGAAAUUUCACAAUCGAGGUGAUCGGUAAGUUUUUACAUCUCAUUUGUUUUGCAUGGUGUGCUGUGUUUUCAGAUUUUUGUGAUUAUUUUUUGGGAUUACCACCAGUUUCACCCGAUAGUUAUCCAAUGGAAUGUAUUUGUUUGUGGUCGAUGAGUCGUGAAAUUCUACCAAGAAAGAUCAAUUUGUCAGCUGCAAAUGCUGAUGUUUGUUUGAAGUAUCAUUCAAGAUUAGUGCAAAAGGCGAGGGCACCAUUCAAAAAACGACCAUGUUUGGAUGAAUCGUGUUUGAAAGAUAAAGAUGAGCAUGCAAAAUGGGCAAAAGAGCGACAAUUGCGACAAGAAAAAGAGAAAGAGAAGGGAAAAUCGAAGAAUGUGACUUUUGUGACUUUACAGAAUGAUGAUUCUCCAACGCAUGAAAUUAUUUCAAUUGAUAAUGACAAACGUGAGUUUUCCAGAUCCAAUGAAAGUUUUCAAUUGGUUGGCACAACAUCCAAAUACUGAUAUUGAUAGAGUUAUCAUUAAUGCUUUUGGGCCUAGAGUUUUGCGAGAUAUUGUUCGAUUCAUCAAAGGAUGGAAAACCAUGAAGGAUUCGGAGAAAAAAGAACGAGUCAUUAAAUUCUUGGAAUUCAGAAAAAGUUUACACUAGUUUUUUUUUCAGAAACCAUUGUCAAAAUUGAAAAUUUCUGCUCUUAAAAAUUGUGUUUUUUUCAGAAACUGAAUACCUUGAUGCUGAUGACAUUGAAGAAGUUGAAAACUCGAUUUCCCCAGAUAUUGAACUUGUGGAACUUAACCGAACUGUCGAAGAGCCACCUUACUUCAGAACCAAAACUGAUCAAUUAACACAGGAUAGUGAGAUAUUGAAAAUUCCAGCUGGUGGCACUUUGAGAUUUGGUUGCAAAGCUUAUGGCAAUCCAGAACCACAGGUUUGUUUUUUUUCUGAUGUGAAUCCGGAAUUUUUAGAGAAGUGGAAGAUACUGCAAUAUAUUUUGUAUUGGAAGAGGAAAUUGUUGGUUUUCUAGGCCAUUUUAGUUUUUUUUUUCAAAAAUAAAAAAAAAUUAUCAUAUAUUUAGAUUUUUUGGUACAAAGAUGGUGUUCCAUUAGAAAAAGGAAAAGCUCGAAAAUCCGGAUUCUCCUAUAAAUUCAAUAAAUGGUCAUUGGAACUUGAGGAUGCUAUCAAAAGUGAUGCUGGACAAUAUAAAUGUGAAGUUAUAAAUAUUCAUGGAAAAGCGAUUCGAACGUUUGACGCGGAAAUUGUUGAAAGAUGGAGAACAUCACCAAUGAUCAUUCCGAAUAUUCUUUUCAAUCAAUCGGUGAGUUUUGCUGAUUUUUUUAAAGCCUAUGGACCAUUGGAAUUUUUAGGUGAACGUCAAUGAUACUGCAACAUUCCACUGUCAGAUCCAAUCCGAUAUUAUCCCAUAUAUUAUCUGGAUCCGCCUCAAUAAAGUUGAUGGUUCUUAUUGGUAUUUUAAUGAGACUGCUGGACAACAUCUCUUCCAUUAUACAGAAAUGGAGGAUAAUGAAAAGGUUUUGUGAUUUUAUUGAGAAAACUUUUUAAAUACAACUAACUUGAUUACUUGUAGAAAAUCACAAUAAAAAGUAGAGGAGAUCAUUCAACUUUACAACUUCGAGAUGUUCAAUUAGAAGAUCAGGGAAUUUAUGCUUGCUUGACUGCAAAUAGUAUUGGAUGGGCUAUGGAAAAUGCGACACUUGUUGUGAAUGAUUUUGAAACAGUUAAUCUACCCACGGGAAAUGAGCCGAGUAAAGAGUCAACAUAUGCUAGUAAGCUCAAAAAUUUUCCCCCCACCAAAAAGUAUUUGUUUUUUUUUCAGCAACAGUGUUGUUAAUCGUUCUCUUAUUCUUACUUUUAUUCCUUCUUUUCUCAUUGAUAAUCGCCUAUUUGGCUUAUCGUGCAAAACUACACAAAAAGAAUUUGAUUGAUGGAAAUGUCGGGUUGGUCACUAAAAAGAAGGUGGUCGUUAGUAAAAAACCGAUAACUGAUGAUGAUAAUGGCGACGCUCCGCCAUAUCAAAUUCAAAUAAUUGAACAACAAUUGACACCAAAAGAAGCUGGACAAAGGCAACGGAAGAGAGUGAAUUCGGAGAAUACGGUUUUGUCAGAAUAUGAAGUUCACUCUGAUCCUCAUUGGGAAAUUGAUAGAAAUCGGUAAGAUUUUUUCAAACAAAAAAAUUAUCAAAAAACUUUUUGUAGGCUUGAAUUAGUCAGUAUGCUUGGAGAAGGUGCAUUUGGAGAAGUUUGGAAAACAAAUAUGACAAAUCCCGAAAAUCCAAGUGAAGAAAAUAUUCAAGUUGCAGUUAAGAAACUAAAAAUUUCCGCACAUGAAAAAGAAUUGAUUGAUUUAGUCAGUGAAAUGGAAACUUUCAAGGUAAUCAGAUUUUGAAUAGGAAGUUAUCAAAUCUCGUGAUUUUCAGAUCAUUGGUGAGCAUGAAAAUGUGCUUCGGCUCAUCGGAUGUUGCACAGGAGUUGGUCCACUUUAUGUUGUUCUCGAGUUGUGUAGACAUGGAAAUCUUCGAGAUUUCUUAAGAGCUCAUAGACCAAAAGAAGAAAAAGUUGCGAAAAAAUCAAGUCAGGAUUUGACAGAUUAUCUGGAACCACGGAAAAUUUCUGAUAGAGAUGAGAUUGUAAGUACAUAUAUAAUUUUUUUUUGAUUUUUAAAAUUUCAUGACAAAUGUUUCAGGAUAUCAUUCCACAUUUAACUCAACGACAUCUGGUGGCUUUUGCUUGGCAGGUUGCAAGAGGAAUGGAUUUUAUGGCAAAGAAAAAGAUUAUUCAUCGAGAUCUUGCUGCAAGAAAUGUUUUAGUUGCUGAUAAUCAUGUUCUGAAAAUUUCUGAUUUUGGAUUAUCGAGAGAUGUUCAUUGUAAUGAUUACUACAGAAAACGUGGCAAUGGUAGACUUCCCAUCAAGUGGAUGGCUCUAGAAGCAUUGGAUUCACAUGUUUAUACAAUUGAAAGUGAUGUUUGGUCAUUCGGAAUUCUUCUUUGGGAAAUCAUGACUCUUGGUGGAACACCAUAUCCAACAAUUGCGAUGCCAGAAUUAUAUGCCACAUUAAAAGAGGGUUAUCGAAUGGAAGCACCGCAUAAUUGUCCAGAAGAAGUUUAUAAUAUAAUGGUUGCUUGUUGGCAAGAAAAACGAGAAAAUCGACCAUCUUUCGCGACAGUUGUUGAUUAUCUAGAUUGGAUGUUGGUUCAAUCAGUUGAAGCACAAAGUGAUCAAAUUGAUUUGCAAGAGAAGAUAUUCAGUGAAAAUCAGACAUCUUCCGGGCCAACGUCGCCGACAAUGGCGUUUUCGAAGAGAAAGAAGCAUCGACCAUUGUCAGCUCCAGUUAAUUUGCCGUGUGAAUUACAACAUUCAAUUUGUGAUGAUGAUGAAAUUCCAAUAAUGAAUGGAAGUGAAGAUGAGGAAGAUGAUUAUCAUUUUUAUUGCAACGAUUUGAAACACAACAAAUUGAAAGGUUGGCAAUUUCUUAUAAAAACACAAUUUUCCAUUUUUGAGAGAUAUCACAAAAAUCAAAAUUCUCGUUUUUUCCAGAACCUCUACUAGAAAAAGUAAACGAAGAAACAUCUCAACAAAUCUCAGGGUAUGUACGACCAGAUCGACUAACUCGUGUCGUCAGCAGUGUAGCAAAUCAAUCACUCGAUUCGGCCAUCGGAUCACCAGCCUGGCAACAUCCAUUUGAUCACCAGCAUCGAAUAUCUAACAAUAACCUUGGCGCCGCCAAUUCAAACGCUUCAUGUUUAGGUUUGUCCACUCGUAGUGACCGCAUGCUUUAUUGAAUGUGUUCCUAUGUAUUUUUAUAUUCAUUUUUUACUUGAUUUUUAUUUUUUCAAAAACUGAUAUUUAGGUGAAAAAGAUGAACAACGACAGCGGUUGAUUGAUGAGCAUUACUAUUAUCAAUAG
This is a messenger RNA of Caenorhabditis angaria, 4814 nucleotides long. NCBI's taxonomy places the organism in Eukaryota, Metazoa, Nematoda, Chromadorea, Rhabditida, Rhabditidae. The record is from the annotation of a GenBank genome assembly.